AUGGCCGCGACAAAAUCCGAAUGGCACCAAAGCCCUCCGACUAGCUCGAAUCCGCUUGACCUUCGCCCUUCUACAGCUGAAUCCAUUGGACAAUCAUCGCCGGGACUACAGUCUCAUCGCGCAAGCAAUGGCCCUUUACCUCUUCCUUCCUUCGUUUUCCCUGCCAGAGCCGCGCCAACGUCGGCCCCGUCUUCGUUCUCGAGAGCCACAGGCAGACGCCCAAUGUCCGCUAUCGAGGUAAGAGGAAGAGGUCCUUCAGGACGAUUAAAUGGGGGUGACUCCGACGACGCUGGUACACCUGAGCUUCCUGCGUUUUCCUUCGGUGCGUCGACAAAUAGUCCACCUCCUUCCCCUCGGUCCAGAACUAUCCCCUCGAGACCUGGCCUCCACCAGAGAGGCACAAGCGAAUUCAUUGGAGGAGAUGGAGCCAAAACUAGUUCAAAUGGCCUCAUGUCAACAUCGCCCACCAAAGGUGACGGGGUACUGCCUCCACCGACUGGCUUUGGACCCCCAAAAGGGCGACGAGGACAUAGGCACGUUCGAUCAGCUGCUAUUUCCGGCCACGACCUUUCUAUGAUCCUAAAGCCACCGACGAGCCCAGUUGCUAUCCGAGGGAAUUCCGCGCCCUGCUCCCCUGCAGGAGAUCAUGACCGGCAGCAUUCUUCUUUUGCUGGGCCUGCCAACCCUACAAUGCAGCCCGCGGAAGACGGAUCCAAUCUUGCAACGGCUACCGAAAGCAGCACAAGCACGGGAAGCACGCCACUAAAAGCACUAAACCGUGCUCGUGUUGGAUUCUCAGACAAUGUCGAAUUCAUCCCGCGCCCAUUGUCCAUAAUCUCAUCCGACAGCUCUUCGACCAUCACUGCGAGACAAGGCCAUUCUGUGACGAACAGUAUGUCAUCAAUAAUUUCAGCAGGCACUGCCUCGCCCUCUUCAAAAGACAAGCGUAGCAUGCUGUCUAAUAGUCGGACUAUGAUGGAUAGUCGUCCGCGCACCGCAGAGCCAAUCCUCGACCGAGAGUCUAAACAGGCUGAUGAUAUUUCCACGCGCCGUAACUCCAUCCCGCUGCUGAUGGAUGCUGUGGCACUGUCGGCCUCUGCUCCUUCUACCCCUCGAUCAGCUAAGAAAUGGACUUUCUUCGGCCACGAUUCGAACUCUGGCGAAUCAUCCCCAAAGUCUCGCCCCACCAGCGCCGAAUCUACAGGGAAGGAAGGCAAGCUGGCGAAGUUAGAGACUCUUGCAGACCCCGAAAUCGCACUCUCCGACAUACCAAUUCAAUCUAUCGAGCCGUCCAAUUCCCGGAGAUCGUCAAUUUCCAGGAAGCCGAGCAAGAAACAAAAGAAAGUCCGGACAUGGGCAGGAUCUAUACUUUCACGGAAAACUCGCCAACGAAGCCAGAAGAAGUUGAAUCGUCGAUCACCUACCCCGCCGCACAGAUCUUACGCAUCGAUGGACGAUCCUUCAAAUUCCGACGUCAACCAACCUGAACAACAAUCUCCUAACCAAGAGCCUGAUAAUAAUAUUGCAUCUUGGAAGCCACGAAAGUUUCCCCCCCAGGAAGAGGCCAUGAGCCCUAUGAUUGAUCUUGAUGCUGCUCUAGGUCCUUUCAAUACCCCAUCGAGUUUUGGCGAUGACUGGGAGGUGUCACAGAAAGGCAGUACCAAGAAGAGAGCGAUGCAUAGUGCUGCUGGUAUUGGAGGAUUUGCCGGCCCAGGAAUGCACUAUCAUCGACGUGCGGAGAGCGCACCAGAAUUUGAGAAUCCUAGGUUUGGUCUUCAUCGUCUGGGAAGUAGCUCGACAAUGGCAAUGGAGGAUGUAUUCGAAGAAGACGAAGAGGACGAGUGGGAAGAUGCCAAAGCUUCAUCGGAUAAGGAGGAUUCGGGUAACACUCUCGAAGAUGAUGAUUAUCCUGGAUUGGGAAUCGAUAUCAAAAUUGAAGGCGCGGAGGAUGUUGUUGCUGAUAACGACAUGGACAUAGACCAGGACGACGUAAAUUCCGCGAAUCGUGGAGUAAAGCGAAAGGGCAGUAGCUUGAGUGAAGGGGAUCGUCGCAUCGCCAAAUCUGAGCACUCAGCUAUCUCAGUGAUUGACGAACCAAUCAUGGAGGAAUCAACUGACCCUGUAGAGAUCAUUGAUGAUUCUUCUUCUUCCAGGCCAGACUCUAGAGCACGAUCCUCCGACUCGACGGCAACACCACCCUUCCAACCCGAUCAUGGAAAAGAACUUGCGCCUGUCGAUAUUCAGCCGUUUACCCUGCACCCACCAUACCUCACACCUACAAGUCCGCGCUCCACGACCCAGUCCUCGCUCCCUUCGCCACGAUCACCAUUCUCAUACGAUACCCAACGAAUCUCCACUGCUACAUCUUCAAUUACCGAUGAACAGGGGUUCCAGUCGCUUCUGCUAGGAGAACCUGGCCCAGAAGUGAGGUACUCAGUUGAUGAUGUCCCAUCUCUCACAAGCAGCAAUUCAACUAUGACCAGGGAUAGUGGCUAUCGGGGCGCCCACAACCCUCAAUUUCGGGAUGGACAGCGGUCAGCGUCGCUUUCAUCUGCAGCUGUUAGUCGCAAACGAUCAAGUAUGGCAAGUUUAUCUCGCUUGAUUAGCAGUUCCCACGGGGAGAAGAGCAAACUUUCUAUUGAAUCUCGUCCUCCAACGACUGGCGAAAUGGAAAAGAAAGAGAAAGCAAGCAAGAGCAAGCGAAUCAGCCGCAUGAUGCAGUUCUGGAAGCCUAAGGAGACUUCCUGA
This is a messenger RNA of Venustampulla echinocandica, 2748 nucleotides long. RefSeq lists its product as uncharacterized. Bases 1 to 2748 code for a protein of 915 amino acids. The record is from RefSeq and is a predicted model, not a curated record. Lineage: Eukaryota; Fungi; Ascomycota; Leotiomycetes; Helotiales; Pleuroascaceae. The transcript has a single exon.